UCUCAAACAAGCAACAUAUCCUGAUUUUUCUUCCCUUUCAAUAGGCAAUCAAUCAGUUAAAUGGCCGAUCAAGCCUUCCAAGUUCGAUCCAUCAGUUUGCCCUCCAGAUCCCACCCCGCCGCCGCCCAAAUCACAGCAGAUCUGCGCAAGCUUAGAGCUUGUUUGGCUUUAUCAACAACAGAAACAGUGUCGCACGGUCUGAGACGACUCGGAGAUGUCUACGACGUCAUCGAGGAGUUUCUCCGCUUGCCCUGCAACCAGCAACACGUCGCUCAUUCGAACCAAAGAAAAUGGGUGGAGGAGGAGCUCGAUCUCUCUCUCCGGCUCCUCGACCUAAGUGGCGCAAUUAGGGACGGCCUGGCCUCCACCAGGGAGCAUCUGCAAGAAAUCCAGUUUUCUCUUCGGAAAAAACCUUGCACCGAUGUCAAGAGCAAAAAAGCUCAGCACUACGACUCGACUCCUCUUCACUCCAUAAAGAAGGCCAUCAGGAAUUCAUUGAGAUCAUUGCAGAAGCAGAUGGAGAGCAGCAACAAACGCGCGCCUUGCUCCGCCAUCGAUGGCAUGCUGGUAGAGGCGAGGGAGAUUUUGAUUUCCCUACUCCAGUUGGCUUCCUCCUUCUUGGCGACGCCGAGGACGAAUCAAAAGACCAGCAGGUGGUCUUUUGUGUUUGAGUUACUAUACACAAAGGUGGAUUGCAAGGAGAAUGAAAUUGAAACGGGAGAGGAAUUCAUGGACGCUCUGUGCGAAAACAUUUUUGAUCUAGAGUCCGGAUUGGAAUCUCUCUUCAGGAGAUUAAUCAAAAAUAGGGUUUCUCUCCUCAACAUCCUCAGCUUUUAGAGCACAACUUAUCAUACAACUAAAUUCGACCGUUGAAUUUGAAAAUUGAAGGAUUUGAUGAUGGCUUUUUUCUUUUUAAUUUGAUGGAAAUUUUGUAUAUGGUUCAAUUGUGCA
Messenger RNA from Dendrobium catenatum, 951 nucleotides. RefSeq lists its product as uncharacterized. The transcript has a single exon. The coding region runs from base 61 to 837 and encodes 258 amino acids. The record is from RefSeq and is a predicted model, not a curated record. Gene Ontology annotation, biological process: shoot system development; root development. Lineage: Eukaryota; Viridiplantae; Streptophyta; Magnoliopsida; Asparagales; Orchidaceae.